CUCCUCCUCCUUCCUCAUUCUCAGGCGCAGGGCCCCCGGGCCGGGGCAGUCCCGCAGCCCAGCGGAGCCAGGCGCGCACCACCGCCCACUCGCCCUGUGCCCGCUGCAACUAGAACGUGGCCGAGUCUGCAAGUGAGUGGAGGGGACAGGGAGGAUCGCGAGCUCCAGCGCGAGCCAGCGAGCGUGUCCGCCGUUGGAGGACAACCUGGAGGACAUGGAGGAAAGAUCUGCAGAGACCAGCUCCAAUGUGGACAGCUCAGCUUCCCUGUCAGUGGCUCAGCUGGCUGGGCGGUUUCGAGAGCAGGCAGCUGCAGCCAAGGAGACACCAGCCAGUAAACCAACAAGAAGGAAACCGCCCUGCUCUCUCCCCCUGUUCCCCCCCAAGGUAGAGCUGGGCCAGAAUGGUGAGGAGAAAUCACCAUCCAAUGCCAGCCACCCUCCUAAAAUCAAGGUGAAGAGUUCGCCUCUGAUUGAAAAGCUUCAGGCCAACUUAGCCUUUGACCCAGCAGCUCUGCUGCCUGGAGCUUCACCAAAGAGUCCUGGACUCAAGGCCAUGGUGUCACCAUUUCAUAGUCCCCCUUCCACACCCAGCAGCCCUGGUGUGCGGUCUCAGCCAGGCGAGGCAGAGGAGGUGCCUGUCAGCUUUGACCAGCCUCCUGAAGGUGCUCAUCUGCCCUCUUAUAAUAAGGUGCGGACCAGAGGCUCGAUAAAAAGGCGCCCUCCCUCCCGGCGAUUCCGGAGAUCUCAGUCAGACUGUGGGGACCUUGGAGAUUUCAGGGCUACUGAACCAUCUCAGGAAAAUGGUGCCAGGGAGGAGAACGGGGAUGAUGUAUUCGCCACCAAGAGCAAGGCCCCUGACUCUCCCCCAUCCAAUGAGGGGGCCAUGGGAGAUGGGUUGGGGGGACCCCCUGGGUCUGCAGAAAAGCCUCCUCUGAGGAGGACGUGCAGCACUGAGAAGCCAGAACAACAGGCCUGUGCUCCAGAGGAAGCCAAGGCUGGAGAGAAGACUGGACAGAGUCCUGAAGAUGAUGGCCAGCACCCAGCACAGGAGGCCCCAGAGCCACCCCAAACCUGCAGCCCAGGGGCAGAGAAUGGGUAUGGGGGCCCGGUGGAGGAGACAGCAGCUGGAGAGGAAAUGGACGCUGGGAAGGCCAAAGAGGGGACGGCCUCGGUGAAGGAGAAGGCAGCAGAUGAAGAGGACAGGCCAGAACAGAAGAGCCCAGAUACAAAGGCACCAGAGGAGGGAGCUGGCGGGGAAGAAGUCCCCCAAAGUCCUCCUGGAAGAAUGGAGAGCCGGAGUGUCUCAGAAGAGGAGAAAGAGCAAAAGGAAGGGGCAGCUAUGGAGCCAAGCUGCAGCUCCCGCGCUGACCACGCCCCAGUGGAGACCAGCAGUGAGAUCCAAAAUGAUCACGACAUCCCCAAGGAUGACACCCCCAUUGAGGAUACUAGAAUGUGAUGAGUGCACGGUGCCAGUGAUGAAGCCGUUGGAGAGGACUCCUUGGACAUGGCUGUAAUAACAGUAGCAGCAGCAGCAUAUGAAACCUCUGCAGAAGUAGAAUAUGCAGAGUGUCUGGAGUCCACCUGGGACACAGGGCAAUGUUUCCCCAGACUCCACGCAGUGUUUCCUCAUUGGAGAUUGGAGUUGAGGGUAGUAGACUCUUAUCAACUUGAGUUUGUGUUAGUUGACGGACUUGACUCAAAACAAAAACUUACUUAAAGCAAUUUACUGUACUGAUGACUCCCCGGGAAUACUGGCCAUCUUACUGAGGGGGCCUGAAUACUGUCCACCUCCACUUCUUCCUGCAUCUGACCUCCCAACUAAGCUCUGGUUGGACUUAUUAGAUGUUGCCUGUGUAAAGUUAUAGCCUUUUUACUGUUCUAAAGUUUUUGCGUUUCUCACAUGUAACUUAAAACUAAUUUUACAUGAACAAAAACAAAAGAAACUAUUUUUGCAGGAAAUAUAAAUCCUCUAAGUUAUAGAAGACCUUAAAUCAUAUCAAAACCCUUAGGACAGAGCUAAAGAGAUGGCUCAAUGGUUAAAAGCAGCAUUGGCUACUCUUGCAGAGGACCUGAGUUUAGUUCCCAACACCUACAUGGUGGCUCAGAACUGUCUGUAACUAGUUCCAGGGGAUCCAACUCCUUCUGGCUUCUAUAGAUACCAGGCACGCAAGUGGUACACAUACAUACAUACAGGCAAGCACUCUUACAUGUAAAAUAAUAAAGUAAAUAUUUUUUUAAAAGAUUCUAAAAGCAAAAUCUUUUAGCUUGCUCCAAAUGAGAAAUGGCCACCAAUUUUGAAAACAUUAAAUUCAAGGGGAUAACUUAAGAAAACAUUUUUUAAAUGUAACUCAUCUGUUUCAAGGACAGAAGCGUAUCCUGUUACGUUGUCUUCUGAUUAAUGACUAUGAAUGAAGGUAGCUGGCCCAUCUCAUCCUAUCCUGUCACCCUGAGGAGAUGAUACAGGAAGUUCCGUGGAAAGACAGGAUGCUCAUACAUUUUUGCUCUUUGCUGCAUUUCCUGCUCCUCAAGGCACAGCUGUGAUGCUUAAGCAACAUCAGUGCUCUGAUUCACUCAACAAGAAAGGAUUGCACUCCUCAACAAGGUUACAGAUCAACAUGGAUUGGAUGUCCUCUGGAAGGGGCCGAGUGCCCAGAGGGCAGCUUACCUUUUGAGAGCAUCCUUCCUAACUUCUCUAGGAAGUGUUUGUUUGUUUGUUUGUUUGUUUGUUUGUUUGUUUGUUUUCUGAGACAAGGUCUGGCCAUGUAGCUUCAAAUUCACUAUGUAUCCCAGACUUCCCUUGAACUCAUAAUCCGUCUGCCUCUGCCUCUGGAUUGUAGGUGUGAACCAUCAUGCCUGGCUCUCAGUACUCAUUUCCUGAGUCUAAACUCAAGUUCUUCUCCUGGGCUCAGGAAGAUGAGUUGGAGUCUUCAGUCUGUUUUUACCAGUUAGCUCCUGUUUUGACAUUCUGAUUAGAGAGUGUAGAAAGGUUUUCAAGGGACAUGGGUCUGACUACCCAUUUCUCAGUUUACACCGGACUCUCUGCUGAAGAAUUGUUAAUCCAAAUAAAUGUUGAAUCUUUAGGGUUGGUCCUUAUUCUGAAUUGAAUACUUCAGUAUCUCAGUGAGAAGAUUUGACUUCUUUGGCAAUUGUUUCUCUGCAAGUUCAUUAGACCACACCCAGUCCUGGCUUCAGAAAACAGUCUCCUAGACAAAAAGGCCUUACAUCACUGGUGGUACCUCAAUUUCUCAAUUUCCUCAUCCAAUUUAUAGCUUUUCUAGUUCCAGCAUACUGUUAAUAGGUGGGAUAUAUUAUUUUUCAAAACUAUUUUUAAAUAGCUUAUAAGUUGUAACAAACAUGUAACUUGGUCAAAUUGAUAUUGUCAUAUAUAUUAUAAACUUUGGAUUUUAACAGAA
This is a messenger RNA of Nannospalax galili (Upper Galilee mountains blind mole rat), 3413 nucleotides long. RefSeq names its product RCSD domain containing 1 (gene Rcsd1). Gene Ontology annotation, cellular component: early endosome; WASH complex. Gene Ontology annotation, molecular function: actin filament binding; retromer complex binding; phosphatidylinositol phosphate binding. Bases 215 to 1456 code for a protein of 413 amino acids. NCBI's taxonomy places the organism in Eukaryota, Metazoa, Chordata, Mammalia, Rodentia, Spalacidae. The transcript has 7 exons. The record is from RefSeq and is a predicted model, not a curated record. Gene Ontology annotation, biological process: protein localization to endosome; skeletal muscle contraction; retrograde transport, endosome to Golgi.